Molecule: messenger RNA, 1821 nt
Organism: Capra hircus (goat)
Lineage: Eukaryota; Metazoa; Chordata; Mammalia; Artiodactyla; Bovidae
Gene: CFAP298
Product: chromosome 1 C21orf59 homolog
Exons: 7
Coding region: 748-1620 (290 amino acids)
Biological process (GO): regulation of cilium movement
Source: RefSeq, a predicted model, not a curated record
AGAGGCGUUCCCGGAAGUCGAGGCUGCGGAAGGCGGAAAGGCUGGCGAGGCCUGGAGCGCCGGUGGGAACACUGCUGUGGGGGCUCGGCGCCUCUGGGUGCCCGCCAUCCCCUCCCAUUCCCGGUCGAGCAGCCUCCCUGCCCCUCCCCUCCCAACUCCGUGGAUGGGAUCUCGGGCCCCCGGGGAGCCGACCGGGCGGCCAGAACUCCCCUCAGCCGGCUGGUCGGUUUGAGGGUUGCCACGGCCACAGCCACUUCCGGGAGCGGGGUCUCGGUGAAGUCGGCUCGGCCGGUGCGGGGGCCGGUCCGGGAGCCCCUCCCUGACUCUUUGCUCGGCUGCACCUACUGUCCUGGUAGUGGAGGGAGGCCCGGGUCCCCGCGCACCGUAGCUUCCCCACCCUCAGGGUCUGCCCUUGAGCCGUGGGCCACAACCUCCGCACUCAAACCGCGUUUCUCUGUUCCUCGCGUUUCUUUGUUGCUCCUGGCAACAGCCACUUCCGGGAGGGGGUGUUGUCCCCCUCCCCCCGCCGUGACCGUGUUUCUCUGUUGCUCCUGGCAACAGCCACUUCCGGGAGCGGAGCCGUUUUCCCCCCCUGUUCCCCAGCCCCGUCCCAGCACCGUGAGUGCUCGAACCCAGGGUUCCGGCCUCCCGGCAACCGUUAGUCGGUAAUCUUCGCUGUCCGCCCGCGGAGGCGGGUGACCGCAGGCUGCUUGUCCCGGGCCUUCCGGCGAGGCUCCCGCGGCCACCAUGGUUCUGCUGCACGUGAAGCGGGGCGACGAGAGCCAGUUCCUGCUGCAGGCGCCGGGGAGCUCGGAGCUGGAGGAGCUCACGGCGCAGGUGGCCCGGGUCUACAACGCGCGGCUCAAGGUUCAGCGCCUCUGCUCAGAAAUGGAAGAAUUAGCAGAACAUGGUGUAUUUCUGCCUCCUAAUAUGCAAGGACUGACUGAUGAACAGAUUGAAGAAUUGAAAUUAAAGGAUGAAUGGGGUGAAAAAUGUAUCCCUAGUGGAGGCUCAGUAUUUAAAAAAGAUGACAUUGGACGGAGGAAUGGACAAGCUCCAAAUGAAAAAAUGAAGCAAGUUAUAAAGAAGACUAUAGAAGAAGCCAAAGCCAUAAUAUCUAAGAAACAAGUGGAAGCCAACAUUUGCAUGACCAUGGAGAUGGUGAACGAUGCCUUGGACCAGCUUCGAGGUGCCGUGAUGAUAGUUUAUCCCAUGGGGUUGCCGCCGUAUGAUCCCAUCCGGAUGGAAUUUGAAAAUAAAGAAGAUUUGUCGGGGACUCAGGCAGGGCUCAACGUCAUCAAAGAAUCAGAGGCACAGCUGUGGUGGGCAGCCAAGGCGCUGAGACGUACCAAGAAGCUUUCAGACUACGUGGGGAAGAACGAAAAAACCAAAAUCAUCGUCAAGAUUCAGCAGAGGGGCCAGGGAGCUCCAGCUCGAGAGCCCAUCAUUAGCAGCGAGGAGCAGAAACAGCUGAUGCUGUACUAUCACAGAAGACAGGAGGAGCUCAAGAAGCUGGAAGAAAACGAUGAUGACUCCUGUUUAAAUUCUCCGUGGGCGGAUAACACUGCUUUGAAAAGACAUUUUCAUGGCGUAAAAGACAUAAAGUGGAGACCCAGAUGAAGUUUGCCUGUUGACAAAGCUUUCCAAAAUAUUAGCUCACCUUUCUUUAGGUAAAAUAAUAAUAACCAUAGCUUAAAACAAGACAGCUGCCACCCUCUGUGAACGCUGUUGAAAUCUCUAGUUUUCCUUUCAGUUUGAAUUUUUAAAGUAAAAGUGAGUUAUUCAAGGUUUUGGAACAUAAUAAACACCUCCUCAAAAGAA